AUGUCUUUAAAUAUUUUAGUUAUUGGAAAUGGAGGUAGAGAACAUGCAAUAAUUUGGAAAUUAUUACAAUCACCAACUGUUAAUCAUAUAUAUGUAGCACCAGGUAACGGAGGUACUUCAACACAAUCCAACAAAGUUACAAAUAUAAAUAUAGGUUCUUCAUCAAAAGAGUUUCCUCAAUUACAAAAAUUUGCAAUUGAAAAUAAAAUUAAUUUAGUUAUUCCAGGACCAGAACAACCAUUAGUUGAUGGAAUAAGUCAAAUAUUUCAUAAUAUUGGUAUACCUGUAUUUGGUCCAUCACCCCUGGCAGCAAAAUUAGAAGGUUCAAAAGCAUUUUCAAAAAAUUUUAUGGAAAAACAUAAUAUACCAACUGCUAAAUUUCAAAAUUUUAAUGAUUUUACAAAAGCGAAAAAUUAUAUUGAAAAUGAAGUAGAUUAUAAAUUAGUUUUAAAAGCUGAUGGAAUUGCAGCUGGAAAAGGUGUAUUAAUUCCAGAAACAAAAGAAGAAGCCCUUAAAGGAUUAAAUGAAAUUAUGAUUGAUAAAAAUUUUGGAGAUGCAGGUAAUGAAAUUGUUAUUGAAGAAUAUUUAGAAGGUGAUGAAUUAAGUAUAUUAACUAUUACUGAUGGUUAUUCAUUUUAUAAUUUACCUGCUGCUCAAGAUCAUAAGAGAAUUAAUGAUGGUGAUAAAGGUUUAAAUACUGGAGGUAUGGGUGCAUAUGCACCAGCUCCUAUAGCAACAAAAGACAUAUUAGAUAAAAUUAAUUCUAAAAUUAUAAAACCAACUAUUGAUGGAAUGAGAAAAGAUGGAUUUCCAAUGUGUGGUAUUUUAUUUACUGGUAUAAUGUUAACUCCAAAGAAGGAACCAAAAGUUUUAGAAUAUAAUGUUAGAUUUGGAGAUCCAGAAACUCAAACUGUUUUACCAUUAUUGAGUAAAGAUACUGAUCUAGCUCAAAUCAUGUUAGCUGCUGCUGAACAUAGAUUAGAUUCAGUUAAAAUUGAAAUAGAUCCAUUUUUUUCAACAACAGUUGUUAUGUCUGCUGGAGGAUAUCCUGAAUCUUAUAAAAAAGGAGAUGAAAUAACUAUAAAGGAACCAUUACCUGAAAAUACAUAUAUUUUCCAUGCUGGUACUUCUUUAAACGACCAAAAUAAAAUCGUAACUAAUGGUGGUAGAGUUAUUGCAUCAACUGCUAUUGCAUCAACAUUAAGAGAAUCAGUAGAUAAAGCAUAUGAAGGAGUUGAAUAUGUUAAAUUUGAUGGGAAAUAUAAUCGUAAAGAUAUAGCACAUAGAGCUUUUAGAGAUGCAGAUAAAUUUUUAAAAGAUGGUAAUAGUGGUGGAGUUACUUAUGCAGAAGCAGGAGUAUCAGUUGAUAAUGGGAAUUUAUUAGUUGAAACUAUAAAAUCAAAAGUUAAAUCUACUUCAAGACCAGGAGCUGAUUCAGAUAUUGGUGGAUUUGGAGGAUUAUUUGAUUUAAAAAAAGCUGGUUAUAAUACUGAUGAAACUUUAUUAGUUGCAGCAACAGAUGGUGUUGGAACAAAAUUAAGAAUUGCACAAAUUAUGAAUAUUCAUAAUACUGUUGGAAUAGAUUUAGUUGCAAUGAAUGUAAAUGAUUUAAUUGUUCAAGGUGCUGAACCUUUAAUGUUUUUAGAUUAUUUUGCAACUGGGAAAUUAAAUGUUGAAAUUGCUGCAUCAUUUGUUGAAGGUGUUGCAAAUGGUUGUAUUGAAGCUGGUUGUGCAUUAGUUGGUGGAGAAACUUCAGAAAUGCCAGGAAUGUAUGAAGAAGGUCAUUAUGAUACAAAUGGUACAGCUGUUGGAGCAGUAAAUAAGAACAAGAUAUUACCAAAAUUAAAUGAAAUGAAAUCAGGUAAUAAAAUAAUUGGUUUAAAAUCAAAUGGUAUUCAUUCAAAUGGUUUUUCAUUAGUUCGUAAAAUUAUAGAAAUAAGUGAAUUCGAUUAUACAUCAAAAGCUCCAUGGAAUACCUCAAAAACAAUUGGAGAAGAAGUAUUAGUUCCAACAAAGAUUUAUGUUAAACAAUUAUUAUCAAGUAUAAAUCAAGAUCUCCUUUUGGGAUUAGCUCAUAUAACAGGAGGAGGAUUAAUUGAAAAUAUUCCAAGAGCAUUACCAAAAAAUUUACAAGCUAAAAUAAAUGCACAAAAUUGGGAAAUACCAGAAAUUUUUAAAUGGUUUGGUAAGCAGGGAAAAGUUCCUUAUAGUGAUAUUUUAAAAACUUUUAAUUUAGGUAUUGGAAUGAUUUUAAUAGUUGAAAAAGACAAAGUUAAUAAAGUUUUAGAAAAUUUAAAAAAUUCUGGAGAAAAAGAUGCUGUUAUUAUUGGUGAAUUAAUUGAUUUACCAGAAGGAGAAAAAGAAAGAUGUAUAGUUGAAAAUAUAGAUGGUAUAUAUUAA
Messenger RNA from Lodderomyces pseudojiufengensis, 2400 nucleotides. RefSeq names its product bifunctional aminoimidazole ribotide synthase/glycinamide ribotide synthase (gene ADE5,7). The coding region runs from base 1 to 2400 and encodes 799 amino acids. Gene Ontology annotation, biological process: adenine biosynthetic process; 'de novo' IMP biosynthetic process. The transcript has a single exon. Lineage: Eukaryota; Fungi; Ascomycota; Pichiomycetes; Serinales; Debaryomycetaceae. Gene Ontology annotation, cellular component: cytosol. The record is from RefSeq and is a predicted model, not a curated record. Gene Ontology annotation, molecular function: ATP binding; metal ion binding; phosphoribosylamine-glycine ligase activity.